UUCUCAAUCUUUCCUUCCUAUGGUGAACACCGAAAAACUCUGGAUCUCAAACACCUUCUGCUUCCGUAAAAUGCUCCUCUAAAGCACCAUUGACGAGUGCCAAUCUUCAGGUCAAGCUCGCCGAAGAAGCGAAGUCAGAACACUUCCAAGCUCCCUCCUCGUUCCGCGACUUCAGCUUAGACUUUUCUCCGACCCCCUCUUCAGCUAAUUGUGCGGUUACAGGUUGGGUAGUGGAAUACCAAGAAAAUUUAAUUGGACUUGGUGUGGACGAGUCCUUAGCUCAAGUUUGUUCCGAGAGUGGCUCAAUGGAUCCCCUCAUGAAUGCAUAUGUAGAAAGAAUGCAAGCUACCACAAGGAAAUGGUAUUUGAAUAUACUUGAGGCUGACAAGGUACAAGCACCUAAGAAAACAGAUGAUAGAAAGCUUUAUACACCAGCUGCUGUUGACUUAUUUAGAAUCCUUGGAGAGCAAGUACAAAUAGUUCGGGAGAAUAGCACUGAUGUCAUGUUGUAUAGAAUCUCUUUGGCUAUAAUUCAGGUGAUGAUUGAUUUUCAAGCAGCUGAAAGGCAGAGAUUAGAGGAACCUGCUUCUGAAAUUGGUCUAGAACCUCUUUGUGCAAUGCGUGUAGGUUCUAACACGAUUCCCAAGAAGAAGAAGCCAGUCAUUGCUGUGAAGAUGGUUUUUGAAUUGAAGACUACAAGGCCUAUCGUGCUCAUGUUUUGUUCUAGAUGGGAAUCGUGCUCAUAUUUUUGUAUAGAACUUUACUACUCUCUAUUGUGGAUGGGAAAUCACUAGUAUUGUAACUGAAUGGCUUAUUUUGGAUGGUGCAUGGUUUAUGACUCAUUUGAGGCAACAUUUAUAUAUAUAUGUAUUUGGGUUGAUCUUCUA
Coffea eugenioides is the source of this 887-nucleotide messenger RNA. Its product is annotated as exocyst complex component SEC6-like. Gene Ontology annotation, molecular function: SNARE binding. The transcript is spliced from 5 exons. Lineage: Eukaryota; Viridiplantae; Streptophyta; Magnoliopsida; Gentianales; Rubiaceae. Bases 306 to 794 code for a protein of 162 amino acids. Gene Ontology annotation, cellular component: exocyst. Gene Ontology annotation, biological process: exocytosis; exocyst localization. The record is from RefSeq and is a predicted model, not a curated record.